This is a messenger RNA of Acanthaster planci (crown-of-thorns starfish), 7179 nucleotides long. RefSeq names its product zinc finger C3H1 domain-containing protein-like. The record is from RefSeq and is a predicted model, not a curated record. Gene Ontology annotation, biological process: RNA processing. Gene Ontology annotation, molecular function: metal ion binding; protein binding. Gene Ontology annotation, cellular component: nucleus; exosome (RNase complex). NCBI's taxonomy places the organism in Eukaryota, Metazoa, Echinodermata, Asteroidea, Valvatida, Acanthasteridae.
AGAACAACCUGACAGGGACACAUUCUGUCAUUACCAAGAUACUUUGCCAUUUUCUUCUUUCCAAUAAUGUCCCAAAAAAAUGGCACUUCACAGGGUCAGACGAUGGAGGCGUCCGAGGAAGGUGAGCUGGAAGACGGAGAGAUUGAGGACGAAACGGGGUCAGAAAAUGACCACUUUGUGCCAGCUUCCACUCCGACAUGCCCAAAGAAACACAUUCCGUCGUUGAUGUCCGUGAACGUUGCGCAAAAGACCUUCUUCCGCAGGGGAGAUCCCCCGCGGUCAAGUCGAUAUUUUCCACGACCGUCGAGUAACUACUACUACCGUCCUCAGGGUGGCAAAUACCCGGCAAGUUCAGCAGGUGGAACUCAAAUGCUAGAUCCUUUGCACACUAGUAAGACUAAGAGGUCGCUAGAGAGCAGAGAAUUUGGGGGAGGUAUUCACAAUGUGUCGAGCGAAAGCGGCACAUUGGUGAAGAGACGGAGAGAAAUGAGCAAGGAUGUAGAAGACAUAUUGAGUGAACGAAGGUUACCAAGGAGUGACUCUGUCAAACAGACAAGACAGUUAAGCCGGAAGCGGACACGACGACGGCCGCACGCCAAGGAGGGCCUUGGUAGGGAGUCGAGGGACAGCAGAGGCCCCUCGGAGCAGGAUGAGUACGAGGCUCUCCUGCGCAAACACCACGAGGUGCAGGAGCUGAUCAAGCAAGAGGAGGAGAAGCUGACCUCGGAGAGGGGGAGCCUGGAUGGGGAAGGGAGGGGAAGGGAGAAAGACCUGGACGGUGGAGAAACAGCUCAGGGGCCAUCCAAGCGGCCAAAGUCAAGGUCAAGGUCGCGGUCUGGUUCCCUGAAGGAGGAAGUGGCGCCUACGCAGGACACCACCGUUGAGGACAGCAGUGAUGCUGAGAUUGUGGAGCAGGUCAAGAAUCAAGCCAAUAAGGAAAUCAUCGAGAUUCCUGAUGAUGACGAAGACGACGAUGAGCUCCUGCAGCUGAGGCGGCUAGCCUUGGAGUCGGCCACCAAGAAUGUCGCAGCCAGGGAAGAGAAAGAGAACAAGGCCCACAAACACCGAGCUGACAGAAUGUCAGAGUCCAAGCGAGCCAAACAGAGGGAGCGACGCCAGAAGGUCAAACAGCUCUUCCACAAGCAGAGCAUCGCUGCCGAGAUCUUCAAAGUCCACGGGGAGCAGGAGCGCUUUACCCAGUUCAUGGACUUCAUCAUGAAACAGCGCCGGAGUGCGACGUCAACCCCAGGGAAAAGCGCGAGAAGGUCGCCCUCUGUAGUCGGGGAGUUCUCCCAGAAAGACGCGGCCUCUAGCAGCGGGGACGCACCCAGAGAGUUCCAGUACGACAACUACGAGGAGGUGGAGAUGGAAGUCAGCGAAAUGGAGGAAUCCCCAUCCUUGACUCCAGUUGCCGAGACUCUAGAUCUAACCUCAGAUGUACAAGCCGUCACCAGCUCGGACCCAGAUGCCCCCAGCAGCACCAGCAACUCCACUCCGGGAGCUGCCGAGGCCGCUGCCACAGGCAACAAGGAAGACGAGGCCGAUGCGGAGCAUGACAAGGACGAGGAGGAAGAGGAUGUUAUGGCAUUGAGGGAGCAGCUCCUCCGUUCCCUAGCAACCAAGAGAGCCGCCCGGGCCCAAGCCAAGGAGCAAACUGAGGUUCAGCAGGAGGAGUACACCCCAGAGGAGCCUUCUGUUCACGGCCCGACCUACCACCCAUCUCCCAUCCAGCCGGCCAUGUCCAGCAUGUCCACCCCUCUCGGCGAGGAUGCGACCCCCACCUCCUCGUCUCCCAAGGUCUACGCCUCCCCUCUGUCCACCCCGAGGACCCAAUCUCCAACGACGAGUCUGAUCCAGGGGCUUCCCAAGCAGCCAGUCGGAAAGGCAAAGCCAAAAGUGGCACUGCCAGCAAUUCCCACCCAUAAGCCCGUGGUCAUCAAGUUUGAUGGAGACAGCGACUCCAGCGAGGAUGAGCUCUCACCGCAGAAGCCCCAACUGAAGCAGAUCAACUUCCUGGACCAGUUCCUGAAGGAGGCCAGACGAACUGCGGACGCGAAGAAAUCGCAAGCCCAGCAGCGACCUGCAGUUUCACAGGUGCCCAAGACCCCGGAUGCCAUGCAUAGCUUACCCGAGGUCCACCGGGCUGAGUACCAGAAGCUGAAGGAGGAGAUCGCCCGGCGGGAGCAGCAGCGAUUGGGCCGGCUGGCUGCCCCGCAGGGAACCAGUCCCGGGACACAGUCACCGAUCCGAGAUGUCACCAUCAGUGUCACAAAGGUUGACGGUCAAGAACAGAGGAUGGUUGUCUUAAAGAACCCUAAGGCAAAAGAGGCAGAGACGACACAAGCCAAGGAGAAAGUACUAGAGACUCAGAAGGAUACACCUCAGAGUUCCACCAAGCAUAGUCCGGAAGUCCUUGAACGUCAAGCAAAUCUCACCAAGUACAGGCUGACAGCCGAGAAGGACUGCCGGAUACUGACGGCCGUGGAACGACAGCUCCAGAAGCGCCAGCUGCUGCUGAAGCAGACCGAGGCCAGACUGCAGCAGCUGAGGGAUGAGCUCGCCGUGGGGGAGAGACUCGCCGCCUCCCACCGCACCCAGAUCAAGAAAUACGUGCAGCAGAAACAUCUCCUCCAGAGGAAGGUCCAAGAGCACUUGACAAAGGAGACUGCUCUGAUAGCCGAUCUUGCCAAGUCCAAGGGUGUUCCCGUCACAAGUAUCAGCCAAUCACCAAUGCUGUUGGAAGCUGCGUCCAGGCUUCCUCUGACAGGAAGUCCCAUUGGUGGAAGGCCAAAGCUUAAAUCAGUGCCAAACAGCCCGAUGUUGAAGAAGCCUGAGACAGAACUUCAGCGUUUGCAGCGGUUGGAGCGCGAGUACGCCAAGCAGAUCUCAAAGCUCCGUGAAGCAAAUUCCCGACAGGCUGCCAAAAGAGCCAACCCCGUUCCGAACGCUGUCGUUCAAUUCCUCAAAACCAAGACGAAGCUCUUGAACCAGAAGCCGUCCACGCAACUCCUAACGAAGGACAAGAUCGCUUUUGGUGGCGACACCCCGACAAACACAGACAGCGAGAGCGACGCUGAGAAGUACCUGCGCUCUCGGAAAGAUUCCAAGCGGAGGCGCUCUUUCCUGGACGAUAAUCCAUCCCUGAGACCAAAUCUCCUAGCCAGGACUCGAAGCAGCCAACCACCGUCAUCCAAACCAAACCAUAGCCAGGACAAGUCUAUCCACAACAACUCCAGAGCUUCCUCCGACCACGUCCUCAAUCCCACCGAUAGCCUGAAGUCUUCCACUUCCGGCAAAGCCAAUGGCAAAGCUGAGAAUCAGAAAAAUUCCAGCCAGUCAGAAGCCUCCAUUUCCGCAAAACCUCUGAGCAAAAUUCCGCCCGUCGUGGAAGGGAUGUCGCUGCCCGGCGACGAGCAGGUGGCGCGACUGCGGUGUGCCCAUGCGGAGAAAGCCAAGGCGGCCCUGGGCACCUCUCUACUUGCCGCACAUUUCGGACUCGAGUCAGACGCAGCCGCAGGUCUCCAUGCUAACUUCUCAAGACGGACCUCGGAUGUGAAGAUGAGCAUCAUCAAAGAUACCGCGAGAACUGAUCAAGAUGAAGAUGACGAAAGAGACGCCAGCCUUGCACCAUACACAAGUCCUCUUCUCUGCUUUCGCUCUUACAGGUUGAGUCCGUUCUUUGUCAAGGAAGCCAAGUUUUCGAGGCUGUCCCCGUCGUUCAGCCACAAGCUGGACCCCACGAGGGCGCUGUGUCAGUUUGAACUCAACGGGACCUGCAAUGACGACGACUGCCCCUGGCAACACCAAAAGGACUACGAGCUGAGCGACCACGAGAUCUACGCGGACAUCCUGGCCUACACGCCUGUCAUAGCGGCCAGCAGGGACUGGCAGGACCCGGAGAAGCGGCUGCAACGUGUGGAGGACUACGUCAACAAGGCUGUCAAGAACAGCAAGAGGCCAGAGACGGCCAAGCGGCAGAGGGAAGCGCUCUGCAGGGCCUUUGCCAACGCCGUGCUCACUCAAACCAAGAAGGGUUCCAAAGGGGUUAUAGCUCAGCCAAGGGCUUGGACACCACGACAGACCCCAGCAGACCACCCCAACCCCGUGGAUGACGAUAUAGACCUGCCCACCGUCCCCCGGGGCAGCAAGCCGGCCGGGGGUCUGCACGUAGUCCCUCUGGGUGGGGACAAUUCUGAGAGAUACUACACGGGGGAGGGUAUUUUGGAAUUGGAGGCGGCUGUGUUGGAGAAUCCCGGAGAUGUUGAUAGAUGGAUCAAGCUAGCUGCUAGGAUCAUUGGGGACGAAACCGAGGACCAGGACAUUGAUCGAGGACUCAACGCCUUGUCCCGAGGUCUGGAGUCCAACCAGUCCAGCUCGGAGCUGUGGCUGCAGUAUCUCCUUCUCUACUCCCAGCGGGAAGACCACGGGGACCUGUCCGAGCUCUGCCAGCAGGCCCUGCAGUUUGCGCCCAGCUACGACUUGUACUGGCAGUGUCUCAGCUUCGAGGAGAGCUUCCCAUCCAAGGAUUCUACCUGUGAACGGAUGCUGGCCUUUGUGCAGAGCCAACAGGCCAAGGAGAUGACCGCGCAGGGAUCCCACCGUCUGCUAGAGGCGUUGUUGUAUCGAGUACAGCUGUACGUCAUGACCAGGAGGGUGAAGGCCUCGCUGUCGAUGCUUCAGGGAGCUUUGAGAGACAGGGAUGCUCUGUUGCGAUUCCUCACCCCAGAAGAUCGCUGCUUGGCCUGGCUGGUUUACAUCCACAUGCUGGAGUACCAGCGCCUGCCGUCACAUCUCUUUGACUGUACAGGCAGCGGACUGGGUCACAUCGUCUCCAAGAAGCCGUUGAUUUUCCAGUGGGGGACUCCCUCUGCCAUUCAGUCGGCGGAGGGUGUGCGGGCGGCCUUCCAGGAAGCUCUGUCGUCGUGCAGAAGUCCAGACAGGUCAGAGGAAGAGAACGUCAGUGUCUGCAUGCCGCUCUAUCGAAAUCUGGUCAUCCUGGAGAAACUGACCGGCAGGCUCGAGCGGGCCCAAGAGAUCUGUGAGAAGCUGUUGGCAGACGUUCCAGCCAAUUCCGAGCUCUGGCUGCUCCUCACCGACGUCCUCAGACAGCAGGGAUCCAACAAGACCAAACUGGAGCAGGCCAUCAAGAAUGCCUUGAAGAGUUGCCCGAGGAGCGCGGCGUUGUACAACAUGGCGGCCAUGUUUGCGCUGCCGGCUUGCCCCAAGGCUGCCAUCACUGCACUCAAGCUAUGCGCGUUUGCCUUCCACAGCAUACCGGAUAGGUCGGCCUACGAGAGCGUGGAGCAGAUACGCGGGCUUUACUGCUCUCUACUCGGGCAGGGCCUGCCCUUUGACUACACCCCACCAAAGCUCCGUCCGGGGAUCGUUUCAGAGGUUAUACGAGCGCAAUCCCGGCACCUGUGGUUGAAUUACUGCCUACUGCAGGAGCUGACGGCAGAUGACACCGGGGCUUCGGAGGCUUACGAGAAAUCCCUGUGCCAUUUGCGAGAGACUGAGGAUGCGCAGAGGCUGUGGAUGGAAUAUCUUCUCUUCCGAAAAUCCAAACUUCCAACCAGCCAGGACAAACUCGAAUCUUUCAGCGCCUUCACAGGGCUUGUCAAUCGCUGCCUGGUUUCCAUGGCAACAGAGUUCCCCCUUCCUCACUCCAACGAUAAGAUGUGGCUUGACUUCUCCUUCCACAACCAAGUGGUCGAGUUGUACAUAGGGUGCCUGAAAGAUGGCGAUUGCUUGGAUAUGUACGAAAGAUUUAUCAAUCAAAUGCCGAGCAACGUUCACCUGGCUCUCAGAGCCUGUCAGUUUGCCAGCAAGUCCUCACCAGAUGGCCCCUGCCUCCACCGAGUCAAAGCCAUAGCCACUGACAUCCUGAACAAGUUCCCAGAGUGCCUGCCUUUCUGGAAAAUAAUAAUUGCACUGAGUCUACACCGAGGGAGAUUGAAAGAAGCCAAGACUUUGUACCGGCAAGCACUUGAAGCGGUCCCACUCGCAGCGAACCUCUGGAAAGAUUUCUUCCUGCUGGAAGUUGUGCAUGACAGAAAUCCUGAAGACAUCCGGAAGCUUGUUCUGACAUGCCGCGAGCUGAAAGUCAAUAUCGAGGACUACUUGAAAACAAUCCUUAAAUGAGCGGAAGGCUGUGGCAAAAAAGAGCUGUUUAUUCUGGCUGUUGGUUUUACGUGUUUGUUGCCUUUUGAUUUGUUGUCCUUUCUUCAAGACAGUCGCCACAAGAGAGUUGCCACUCUCAGAGAGAGAAUCAAAAGAAAUUUUUUUAUCUUGUCUCUGAAAGGCAAGCAAUUGAUUGGAAAUGUCUGUUCAACGUUCUCUGAUCUGUCAUAUGGACUUGGCAUUGUCUUUCUGGGUCUCUCUGCAGAGAUGUGGGACCUGAAGAUGCUUUUCGUUGAUUUGCUUUUGUUGGUUUUUUUAUGGUCAACUCCCUGUUCAACUCUCCUUUCCUUGGAUUAGCAAACAUCAAAAGGAGUGGAAUUGCUUUCCUGGAUGUGUAAAGACUGGUACCUGGCUGUCAUGUUUGCGGCAUGUUGGUGUCCUUUAUACAUAUCCAUGUAAUCGGGACCAGUUUUAGAUUAGUCAGUUGGGUCACCUACAGAUCAAAAUUUAAAGAAGCUGCUACCCUUCACGUUGAAUGUCUUCUCCAGUCAGAGAGAUGUAUUUUUGUCAUUAUGUAAUCUGUUGCUUAUGGCUUACGCAUUUCCUGACAGGCACUGUGCAGUUGGUUAAUGUCAUCAUGAGAGUGCAAAAAUCCCAAAACCACUUUUGUUGACCUGAUUAAUUUGAGAGUCUUAUUAUCCAAUUGGUGAAGUUGUGUCUUGUCUAUUUGAGGAACUUACGUCAGGUUCGUGGAAAGCAAUAGGUUUUUGUUUGGGUGUCGUAACUAGGCCUGUUUAAAAUUCAUGGCAUUGGAAAGAUGUUUGCAUUAUGCAAACUGCCCCAAAUAUACCUUAAUCCCAGGGAAGCCAUUUUUAUAUUGUGUUCCCCGAAAAAAAUGAGGUGGUGCCAGACUACUUUGGGUUCCCAUGGGGUGGUGCCAGACUACUUUGGGUUCCAUGGGUAGUGGCAGACUACUUUGGGUUCCCAUGGGGUGGUGCCAGACUACUUUGGGUUCCAUGGGUGGUGCCAGACUACUUCAGGUUCCCAUGGGGUGGUGCC